AUGCGUUUAAAAAUAUUUACAGCCGGUAAUUAUGGUGUUAAACUUGAUAAAAUAUUUGAUGAAACUAAUCAGCAAAAUCCAUGGCAACCUGAAUUUUAUAAUAUUAAACAUGAUAGUGAAGAAAUUCGUUCAACACAGAAUAAAAUUUCAUUAGGUACAUAUAUAUUAAUAAUACAUGGUUCACCAUAUGGAAUUCUCAAUUUAGCCAUACGAAACAAACAUAUCGGUUAUACAACAUUAUAUGACCAUAUACAACUUAUCAAACCAAAACGUCAUAUAUUUCGACAUAUUGAUGAAUCCAUAUGGAAAACAACAAGAUAA
This is a messenger RNA of Rotaria sp. Silwood2, 321 nucleotides long. The record is from the annotation of a GenBank genome assembly. Lineage: Eukaryota; Metazoa; Rotifera; Eurotatoria; Philodinida; Philodinidae.